This is a messenger RNA of Lasiosphaeria miniovina, 1124 nucleotides long. RefSeq lists its product as uncharacterized. The transcript has 2 exons. Bases 278 to 1030 code for a protein of 250 amino acids. Gene Ontology annotation, molecular function: monoatomic ion channel activity. Lineage: Eukaryota; Fungi; Ascomycota; Sordariomycetes; Sordariales; Lasiosphaeriaceae. The record is from RefSeq and is a predicted model, not a curated record. Gene Ontology annotation, biological process: monoatomic ion transport. Gene Ontology annotation, cellular component: endoplasmic reticulum; plasma membrane.
GAAAUAGACCAGAAUCCCGCCAUUCCAUAAUCGGCUGAAACCGAAAUUCAGGAACGAUGAUCCAUCCAGACCAGGUCGCGGAGAUGCUGAAGACCCUGUCGCCGACGACAACAAACACGGCAGCGCCAGGGCCCAUUCCUACCGUCAUCCGUGUGUUUGACCUAUUCCCUGGCUAAAUGAUGUUUUCGUCCUUGCUGAAAGCUCUCCAGCAACCCCGACACGAUAUGAGGUUACCGGUGCCGAGGGCCAUCGUGCGCUAUGGAUUGUUUUCGCCCUCAUGCUAGCGUCGUCGGGCGUAUUUGCUGCCAUGUCGUGGAACGUGCCCGUGUCUCGACGGGUAUACCACGUCAUAACGACCCUGAUCACCAUAAUCGCGACGCUGUCCUACUUCGCCAUGGCGUCGGGCCACGCUUCAACCUUCAGCUGUGACACGGCUUGGGAUCACCACAAGCACGUCCCCGACACGCCCCACGAGGUGUGCCGCCAGGUCUUCUGGGGCCGCUACGUCGACUGGGCCCUGACCACGCCGCUGCUGAUCCUGGACCUGUCCCUGUUGGCCGGCAUCGACGGCGCCCACACCCUCAUGGCCGUCGUAGCUGACCUCAUCAUGAUCCUCAGCGGGCUGUUCGCCUCGCUCGGAGACUCGGGCACCGCCCAGCGCUGGGGCUGGUACGCCAUCGGCUGCGUCUCAUACCUGUUUGUCAUCUGGCACGUCGGCUUGCACGGCUCCCGCACGGUCUCGGCCAAGGGCUCGGCCGUCACGAGACUGUUCAGUUCCCUUGCCAUCUUUUCUUUGCUUCUGUGGACCACAUAUCCAAUUGUGUGGGGCAUCGCAGACGGCGCGCACAAGACAAGCGUCGACACCGAGAUCAUGAUCUACUCCGUGCUUGACGUGUUGGCCAAGCCCGUCUUUGGGCUCUGGUUGCUGAUCAGCCACCGCGCCCUUGCCGACACCAAAAUUGACAUUGGCGGCUACUGGUCGCACGGCCUGGCCUCGCAGGGCCGGAUCCGCAUUGGAGACGACGAAUAAAUCACAGGACUCGCACUCUGCAUGUCGUUGGGCAGAACUAGAUAUUACGUACGAACUUGGUUAUGAAUACGUAAGGUAAGUACUUGGCUUUGCU